Messenger RNA from Frankliniella occidentalis (western flower thrips), 1625 nucleotides. Its product is annotated as cellular tumor antigen p53. Gene Ontology annotation, molecular function: DNA-binding transcription factor activity, RNA polymerase II-specific; RNA polymerase II cis-regulatory region sequence-specific DNA binding; protein binding. The transcript has 7 exons. Gene Ontology annotation, biological process: regulation of transcription by RNA polymerase II; apoptotic process. The coding region runs from base 123 to 1262 and encodes 379 amino acids. The record is from RefSeq and is a predicted model, not a curated record. NCBI's taxonomy places the organism in Eukaryota, Metazoa, Arthropoda, Insecta, Thysanoptera, Thripidae. Gene Ontology annotation, cellular component: nucleus.
GCCAACCAAAACCUAACGACAACAGCUGAAAGGGUUAAAAGUUACCAGGGGGACCCCAGGCCCGCUAGGGAAGGCGUUUGUUCUAGGGUCCUACGGUGCUAGGCUGUAGGCUGGCCGCAACAAUGUCGUCACAAGAGUCCCAAGUGUCCGAAAUUUUCAGUCAGGAGACUUUUCAAGAAUUAUGGAAUGCAGUACAAGGAGAAGUGGAGCACCCUUGUGAUACCCUUGAAGAGUUGAAGAAUGAGAUGUGUCGGGAUUACGUUACUGUAAGCAAUGAGACCAGGCCUUUGCCAUUGCCGAAGGUUGAGCCUGAAUCUGAAGUUUAUCCGAGUUGUGAUUCUGCCUCUACAACUCUUCCCCCACCUGAGCCUGAAGAAACGAUUGCCAGUACUUGUUUGAGUAGUGCCACUGGAACUCUUCCACCAACAGAUAAUUUUCUUGGAUCAUUUUCCUUUUCUAUCCAAGUCGGGAAUAAGUCGCAAUAUUUCAAGUUUUCUCCAACUUUAAACAAGAUAUUUGUGAAACCAGAUAAAGUUAUCCCAUUCAAAGUUAUGUGGAGCAUUCCAACCCCUAUUCAUGCCAGUCAAACCUAUUUCAUACGUGCAGUGUUAGUCUUCAGUGAUGCAAAUCGUUUUCAAGAAGCAGUGAAGCGAUGUGUGGUUCACAGAGAUAGAGAUUUUAGCUGGAACAAAGGCUGUGAAGAAAUCAGCGACCAUGUCAUAAUGAGUCUAAAUGAAAACUCAAAGUACUGUCUGAACGAUUCUUCAGAGAGGAGAAGUGUUGUAGUGCCCCUCCAACAGCAUGAGGGUAUGGCGUACAGCCUCAUAAACUAUAAGUUUAUGUGCCUCACUUCCUGCAGUCGCUCUGAUAUGGACAUAAUUUUUACCUUGGAGAAUGAAAGAGGUAAUGUGCUAGGAAGAAGUAAAUUAGGCGUAAAAAUUUGUAUGGUCCCUGAACGGGAUCAUAAAAAUGAAGAGAGGAAAAUUGUGCCUGAAGGGAAGAGUGGAAAGAGAAAGAGGAAAAUAUUAGCAGAGCCAGAAACAACAAUUGUCAAGAAAGAAAUGGUCAAUCCAUCUUCUUCAUCAUGCAAUUUCUUGGUUGUGGCAGCUUCACCAGAGGAAGCAAUACAAACAAAGGACCUAUUACAAAAAUUCAAUGUCUAUCAAGAGGCAUUGAAAGGUAGAGCUCCUGUAAAGAAAAUAAUUGAAAAUGUGCCUUUACCCUUAUAUGAUCCUAGUAAUUCUGAUCUAAAUGGUGUAUAAAUUAGAAUAAUUUGUGUUUUUAAUUGAUAAAAAAAUCCUGAAUGUAUCAGAAUAUAACUGUUACAGCCUCUGUCAACAUGCAUUUGACAAUAAUUUUUAUGUUUUGUUUUAGAUGUUGCAUGCCCUAUUUAUUUCCAUAUUAUUUUGUACUGAUUUUGUUGGUCAAUCAUUGCUUUUACGGCAACCCUUUGUACUUAAACAUUCGUAAAAUAAGGCAAUCAGAUUCAAAUUGAUUAUCUCUGUUGUAAAAUCACAUUAUACACAAAAAUGUAGCCCUUUUGCCAAGGCUCUUAUUUUUAUGUAUGGAGGCAACCCUGUUUACCUGUACCAUGCAAUGGUCUAAUAAACCAGUUGUUGCUCACA